CAGAUACAGUUUUAUAGAUUCAAGUUCAUUUUCUAUUAAUAAUUCAUAAAUAGUUUCUACUUUACAGGACAUUAAUAAUUGACCACGUGCUGUGUGACAGAACUUUUUUGUGUCGACCUUAUCUUUAACCAACAACCGAGGCAUAAAAAUGAAAUGGCCAUCGUCUCAAGUACGGGACACUUUUGUCAAUUAUUUCCUCCGGCACUCAUCACUUCCUCAUAUUCAUGUCCCCUCUUCCUCAAUUAUUCCGAGGAACGAUCCCUCACUUGCGUUCGUCAAUGCUGGCAUGAAUCAGUUUAAGGAUAUAAUUUUGGGACUCGGCCGACCACCAAAUCCUAGAGUCGCCAACAGCCAAAAAUGCUUGAGAAUUAAUGACCUUUCUCUCGUCGGAAUGGACACAUAUCAUCACACAUUCUUUGAAAUGUUGGGAAACUGGUCGUUUGCAAAUUACUUUAAGCCCGAAGCGUGUCAAAUGGCAUGGGACCUUUUAACCAACGUAUACAAAUUAGAUCCAAGUAGAUUGUAUGUUACCUACUACGCUGGGGGGAGUUCUAUUCCGGUAGAUGAAGAAACGAAACGAAUUUGGGAGUCAAUGGGAAUCCCUAAAGAUCGAAUAAUUCCGUUUGGAAUGGAAAAUUUCUGGGCAAUGGGACCAAUUGGACCUUGUGGACCAUCAACAGAAAUUCAUUAUGAUCAUCGAGGGACAUUAUCAGACCCGAAGGAAGUAAACAAGGAAUCUGGAAAUGUGGUGGAAGUCUGGAACCUAGUUUUUAUGCAGUACAAUAGAACCAACAAUGGUAAUUUGGAACGUUUACCUUUGUCUCAUGUGGUGGAUACUGGAGCUGGGCUGGAGAGAUUGACGGCUGUUCUGAAUGGAAAAGUUUCAAACUACGAUACCGACUUGUUUAUCCCAAUUUUUGAAUGUGUACAAAAUCUUAGUAAAGUUCCAAAAUAUUCUGGGCGGUUUUCUAAUGACGCAGAGUUGGACAAAAGUUAUCGGCAGUACGCAGAUCAUAUGCGUGCUAUAACGGUUGCCUUAUCUGAUGGUAUUCUACCUCAGUCAAAUCAUAAGAUCCGUAAACUUAUUCAACGGUCCUUGCGUUUAACGGAGCAUCAAUUUAUUCCACAUCUAAAAUCUUCCAGAGACUUUGCAAACUUCCUUCAAGAAUCCGUAAACUCGGUUGUAACCACUUUAUCAAAAGUCUAUGAAGAGACAGAACAAAUGAAAACUGAAACUGGUGAAAUACUUGCCCUAGAGGUAGAGCGAUAUUUAGAUGCUAGCAAGAAUGAUGGGAUUUGUGGCGAUGGAAGUGCGAUGUUGCUACCAAGCUUAUUGGUUAUGGAUUUUCCGUCCUUGGGUCGAAUUAAGGAGAUGGACUUGAAAAAAUUAAAAGAGGCUGGGGUUUUGGAUGGACCACAGGCGUUUAGAUGGUAUGACUCGCACGGUGUUACUCAAGAAGCUGCCGAAGAAUUAUGUUGCACACUAGGUGUAAAAUUUGACAAAGAAGGUAUGAAUAACGAGAUGCAACGAGUCAAGAAAGGAUUUAGGGAUCAAAUUGCAAAACAAGUGUUGCUCAAUUCAGAAGCUAAUUUCAUUAGAAAAGUUGAAAGUUUCCUUAUCAAGCAUAAACCAGAAGAAGCGGGUGGAAUCUGUAAACCGGAUCUCACAAUCUCAACAAAAGAAAAGGGUCAGGAGGUCCUUUUAGAGUGGAUAUUUGACGAAGAUGGAGAAGCAGUGGAGGAAGUUACGGGAAGUGACAAGACCUAUUGGAUUAUUUUAAAUAAAACCAUUUUUAUUCCCGGAAGUAAAACGUUGACUUCGGAUGUCGGUGCUGUAGUUCUGGCAGAUGGGUCUUCUUUAAAUGUCACCAAUGUAAAAGUUUUGCCAUCUGGUUGGAUUCUUCAUCAUGUUUCGAAUAUUCCAGCGUCAGGAUUCAGACGGAAAUCCAAAGUUCGCAGAUUUCAAUCCGAUAACGCAAAAGUGUUUGGUCGUGAAAUUAGUGCUCAAGCCAUACGGUAUUUGCAACACUGGUUAUACAAAAACUUCAAAGUGGUUCGCUUCACCGAUGGAUUCGUGUCUGACCAAGAUAUCCGAUUGGAGUUUAGUAUCCUCAAAGGAGAAAUUGGGUCAAAAGAAAUUCGUCAGCUCCAGGAAGACCUUAAUGAAUACGGAGUGCCAUUGGUCGUCACGCAGAAGAUCAACAAAAAGAAUGGACAGUAUGAGUUAGUUUGUAAAACUGGUAUAUCAGCAGAAACCGCAAAUCGUCAUGGGUUUGAAGCGACGGAGCUUUUAAACAAAUUAGAAAAAUUGUGCAACAGUCACAACUUAGCAGAUUCAGUGAUUCAAAAUGAAAUAAAAAUGAUUUGUCAGGAAUUGUCUCGCUGUUUAAAAGACGAAAAAAUCAUAUUCCCCUUGGAUGUCCUAAAAGUGGUGCAAGAAGGACUAACAAAGGCUGAGAAGCUGUCUUCGAAAAACGACGAAGCAGAAGAGAUUAGAAAAUUUACCAAAGAACUGGAGGAAAUUCAAGAGCCAGUGGUUUUAAAGUGUUUUGAGAGCGAUAAUGAAUUUAGUUCACUGAAGAAAAUUACCAGGGUGGUAGAAAACAGGCCUGUACUAGUCUUGAUUACUUCCAGUGAUGGCUUUGUUCAAGGUCGAUGUUCAAUACCCGAGACCAUGGCAGUAGCUGCAAGCGAUUCAAUGUCCGCGCAAGACUGGAUGAACUGCAUUACCAAAGAACUCGGUACUGGAAUCGUAAAUCCACCCAAAGGACAAAAUCCGCAGUUUGUAGUAAAUUUAAAACGAGUUCGAGUUUCAGAUACAAAGCUUAAAAUAGAGUCGGCUCUGGAGAAAGCUGAGGAAUAUAUUCUUAAUCACUACAGCUAUGUGAAAGUGUUAGAAGUACCUCGAAUCAAGUUAGCAACCACAACUCAGUUUGUUAAGAGUUAAUUCUAGUCGGAUCAAUGCAAUUGACUUGUCCUUCUUUUUAAUAAACGUUUUAAUUUAGUUUCAAAAUAAAUUAUAGUUAUAAAACAGA
Molecule: messenger RNA, 3035 nt
Organism: Folsomia candida
Lineage: Eukaryota; Metazoa; Arthropoda; Collembola; Entomobryomorpha; Isotomidae
Product: alanine--tRNA ligase
Exons: 14
Coding region: 149-2947 (932 amino acids)
Biological process (GO): tRNA modification; alanyl-tRNA aminoacylation
Cellular component (GO): mitochondrion; cytoplasm
Molecular function (GO): ATP binding; amino acid binding; aminoacyl-tRNA deacylase activity
Source: RefSeq, a predicted model, not a curated record